UCUAUAGGUGUUGGAAUGGAUUCGGAACAGUUCGCAGUUAAAGUUUACACUUCGUUCAAUCAACAUCGGGCGAAUCACCAUUUCUGAUAGUUUGGAUCCGGUACACCGUCGCGAUGUCGUCAGAAGGAAGUGAUGCGUAUUUAAACGAUAUGCUGGACAUGUCUGACAAUGAAACAGUGAAAUUAAAGAAUGAGAAAAGUGAGAUCGCCGAAUUUUUUGCUGGCACUAAUGUUUUGGUAACAGGAGGAACAGGUUUUCUGGGCAAGUUACUCGUCGAAAAAUUACUGAGAUCUUGCCCGGAUAUCGCGGUAUUGUACACGAUAGUCAGACCGAAAAAGGGGAAAAGUUCAGAGGAAAGAUUUAAAGAAAAUUUCGCCGAAAAUGUAUACGAUAAAUUGAAGAGUGAACAACCGAACUUCCUCGAUAAAGUGGUCAUGUUAGAGGGAGAUGCUGCCCAAGAAGAUUUCGGUUUAUCAAAGGAGAGCAAAGAAAUACUGAUGAAUACCAAUAUUAUUUUUCACGCAGCUGCAACCGUUCGGUUUGACGAAAAAUUUCGCAUGGCGAUGAAUAUCAAUGUGAAAAGUACGAAAUAUAUGUUACAGUUUGCAAAACAAUUGUCAAACCUGAAGGCAUUUGUACAUAUAUCGACCGCAUUCUCACAUUGUAUAUCUAAAUCCAUUGAUGAAGUAUAUUACGAUGUUCCUAUCGACGGUGACAAGCUACUAAAAUUGUUGGACAUUCUCAACGAUGACAUACUUCAGCAAAUCACUCCCAUAUUACUCGAUAAAUGGCCCAAUACGUACGUCUUUAGUAAAGCAAUUGGGGAAAAUAUGGUACUAAAGUACAGCAACGAUCUUCCAGUAUGUAUCGUUCGACCUUCGAUCGUGAUAUCGACAGAUAAAGAACCACUUCAUGGUUGGACAAAUAAUUUGUAUGGAGCGACAGGUGUAGUAAUGGCAGCUGGCGUAGGUUUGAUGCGUACAUUACAUUGUAAACCAGAAAAAAUAGCAGACGUUAUACCAGCAGACUAUGUAGUUGCUAAUAUCAUUUCUUCUGCUUGGGAUGUUGCCAAUAGAAGAUCAUUGGCGAAGUCAAAUCAAGACUCGACUAUGCCUGACGAGGAAAGAACACCUAUUUAUAAUUCUGUAUCCUCGUGUCAAAAACCACUUUCUUGGGGUGACUUUAUGUACCUAAAUGAAGCCUGUUGCAAGGAACAAAGUACUACGAAAGCUAUAUGGCAUUACAUGCUUGUACUCAACAGAUGUGUCUAUGCACAUCAUAUAUAUUCUUUCGUUCUUCACAUAAUACCAGCAGUUAUUGUCGAUACGUUUGCACGCGCCACUGGUCGAAAACCCAUGUGUAUGGACACGUAUAGAAAAAUACAUAAAUUUAGCAAAGUGAUAUCGUACUUCUCGUCGCAGGAAUGGUAUUUUAGGAACGAUAACGUUAUGAAACUAUGGCAAAAAUUGAAUUCCGUCGACCGAAAAAUCUUCAAUUUUAACGUAACAAACCUAGACUGGGAAGAAUACUGUUAUCGUCAUAUAAGAGGUAUACGUAUCUACAUGUUCAAGGAGUCACCUGACAGUUUACAAGAAGGAGUCUACAAGUUUAGGAGGUUGCGAAUAGCACAUUACACGCUACUGACGAUAAUUUCAUUGUUAGUUCUAUGGUUGGUUGUAUGGAUCGUAUCUUUCCUUUAGUCUUUCUGUCCUUUAUCAGGUUAACAGCUGAUAGUAAUUGCGAUAUAGUUCUCUACGUUAAUGAUAAAUUAUUUUAACGCAAUCUUAUUU
Hylaeus anthracinus is the source of this 1790-nucleotide messenger RNA. RefSeq names its product fatty acyl-CoA reductase wat-like. Bases 114 to 1700 code for a protein of 528 amino acids. Gene Ontology annotation, cellular component: peroxisome. Lineage: Eukaryota; Metazoa; Arthropoda; Insecta; Hymenoptera; Colletidae. Gene Ontology annotation, biological process: long-chain fatty-acyl-CoA metabolic process. Gene Ontology annotation, molecular function: alcohol-forming very long-chain fatty acyl-CoA reductase (NADP+) activity. The record is from RefSeq and is a predicted model, not a curated record. The transcript has 9 exons.